Phycomyces blakesleeanus NRRL 1555(-) is the source of this 168-nucleotide messenger RNA. RefSeq lists its product as hypothetical. The record is from RefSeq and is a predicted model, not a curated record. NCBI's taxonomy places the organism in Eukaryota, Fungi, Mucoromycota, Mucoromycetes, Mucorales, Phycomycetaceae. The coding region runs from base 1 to 168 and encodes 55 amino acids. The transcript is spliced from 2 exons.
AUGGACAUAGAUGUUGAAUUUGGCAAAGACGUGCCUACAGAUAUCAAGACUCCGCUUGAAUCUGGUCGUGGUUACUUCUGUGUUCAUAACACUGUAGAUCAUGUGCAUUUCCCAAGCCAGUAUGAAAGCGAUGAAAACGAUGAAAACAAACUGGAUGAGACUCCUUGA